Molecule: messenger RNA, 1717 nt
Organism: Saccostrea cuccullata (small rock oyster)
Lineage: Eukaryota; Metazoa; Mollusca; Bivalvia; Ostreida; Ostreidae
Product: protein prenyltransferase alpha subunit repeat-containing protein 1-B-like
Exons: 7
Coding region: 1-1197 (398 amino acids)
Biological process (GO): protein prenylation
Cellular component (GO): cytoplasm
Molecular function (GO): protein prenyltransferase activity
Source: RefSeq, a predicted model, not a curated record
AUGGCGAGUGACAGCAGAGGAUGUAGAUUACUCUCAGACUUAAACAGUGCAUUUAGACGAGAUCCAGACAUAGAUGAGUAUGACUUCCUUCCAGUUCCAGAACCCAAACACAACAGGAGUCCCCUAGUUUUACAGGAACACAAGUUAGGGAUGGAAUCAUGGAGUAUCAAGAUUCUUUUUCAGUAUGCUUAUUAUCGACUCAUUUCUUGGAGGAAAAACUCACCACAAACAAAAUUUAUAGAUCCAAGUGAACUAUGCAGUAUAACCAGAGCCAUAUUGUUAGUAAAUGCUGAUUGUGCUACAGCUUGGAACACUAGGAAGGAGCUGGUAGAUAAUGCAGAACUUUCUGUCACAGAGGAUCUAAAGUUUGGAGCUCUUAUUCUGAAGAAGCAUCCAAAGAGCCCAGAAACAUUUUCUCACAGAAAGUGGUUACUUCAUAGAUUUGUAGACAACUAUUUGGCCUCAAGCGUAGGUAGUAAUGCUAGCACAGGAAGCAAUGCUUGUGAUAAAUUUGUAAAUAUGGAUGCCAUUGAUGUAAAUAUGGAUGCUUCACUCAAUGGACUAUGUGAAGAGAAUGGCCCUGAACUCAUUAAUCAACCUGAUUACAGUGAACAAAUUAGAAGAGAACUGAGUAUAUGUAAAAUUGCUGCAGAUAACCAUCCAUGUAAUUACAAUGCUUGGAGUCAUGCAAUCUGGGUGUUGCAGCAUUGUUUAAAUUGUUCUUUACAGGUUGUCUGUGGUGAGCUUCAUUCAACAGAAGAUUGGAUAAAGAAACAUGUCUCAGAUCACAGUGGAUUACAUUACAGACAAUUCUUACUGAAGUGUUUAUCCCAACAGGCAGAGAAACUAUCUGAACAAUACUUACUGAAUUACAGGAACACUAUUCAAAAGGAAAUGCACCUGAUCUCAGAUCUAAUUAAAUGUUAUCCAGGUCAUGAAGCACUUUGGUACCAUAGGAGGUAUGUAUUUCAAGCUUUAUGUGAGUCAUGUGACAAAGGUUUUAAGGAACCCAAUCAACUCAGUGACCAGUUACUGGAAAAUCAACAAAAGAAAACCAAAUUUGAAAAUGAGAGACAAGUCUUGCUGAUAAAUGAAGUGGAUACAGUGUCGACCACUGACCUCCUAGGUCGAGACAAAUACAACCAACAGUUAGCUCAGAAAUACCUGGACUGGAUUCAGACCUACUGCAGGAGAUGAAUAUUUACUUAUUUUAAUAAUUCACUUUUUAUCUAAUUUAUUUGAUUAUUCAUUUAAUUUUGUUAUCUUUAAAAUAAUGAAGAACAGUGAUGUAAACCUAUGAUAUAUCACAGCAUUUUGUCAUUUGUUUACCUCUUGUAGUCCCUCAGUUAAUGUUCAAAAUGCCACUCCUUCCUCGUGUAAGACCAAAUUCAUGCAGUCAGAUUUUGUUUACAAGUAAAGAAUACCAAGAUAUAUACAAUCAGUUGAUGGAAUUUAAAAUUCAACAAUCUUGUUGCCAUAGUUUCUGAUAUUUGAAAUAUAUGUAAAGACUUUUUGAAAAAUGCUACUCCUCCUGAAAGUUUGUCAAAUUUCUAAGGAGCUGUACUUACUUGUUUUAAUUGAGCUGUGGGACAUAGAGGUCAUUGUUUCAGAUGUAACUGUACUAACUGAGUCCCUGCACUUAUAAAAUUUUGAAAAUUUUCAGCUUAUAUACAACUGUUGAACUAAUUUUACUUUAUAAAGGAACAUACCUCUUGAA